AAAGUAGGUGAAAAACAACACAAACUCACAAUUUCAAUCUCUUUGCUUUAUUAAUCUUCACCUCACAUUUACUUUCAAACCCGACUCAUAAAUCAAUGAUUCUCUCUAUCUCUUUCCUCCUCGUAUGGACCCGUUUAACAAUUUUACCUCCCAAUAUUUACAGCCCACGUUAAAAUAAAAAGAAUAAAGGCAUUGAAGAGUCCGCCUUUAGUUCUCCUGAUUUAUCUUGGCAAUAAUAAUAAUAGAAAUUUCUCUCUCUUGUAUUUCUAUUUGUCUAUUGAUUUGAUCCAUUACAAUUACAGUCUCUCAUCUAUCUAUCUAUCUAUCUAUCUAUCUCAUGCAUCUUCUGUGUAUGCCUUAAUUUCCCACAACUUUCUCUCUCUUAAACUUUCUCUCUCAUCUCUUUAUUUGUGUGUUUGUUUUAGCACCCUCAUCUCCCCACAUUGCUCCAUACUCUUCUCUCUUUCUUUUUAUAUCUUCAUUCAUCAACUCCCAUUAAUUCAUAUUAUUUCUUUCCUUCUUUCUCUUUUUAUACCAUUAUCAUUAUGGCUGUUCAAGCUCAAUACCCUUCUAAUAUUCUCCUCUUAAACAGAAACGUUCAAGAAACCAACGAUUAUUCUUUACAACAGCAACCUGGUGGUGGUGGUGGAGGUGGAUUCAUUGAUCAAAAUCAUAUGCUUUUUACUAAUAAUAAUGGAGUGGGGGUUAAUCAAAGGAAAAGAAGCAGAGAGGUUGCAGGAGCAACAACAGCAACUACAACAACGACGACAAUUAAUUCAUUCAAUUUCUCCCUCCAAAAUCAGCAACAGCAACAACAAAAUCAGAAUCAUCAGUUGAUCGAUCUUUGUCAACUACAAAAUCAUCAACAACAACAGCAGCAACCUAAUGUGGUGUCAACUGGUCUUAGAUUAUCAUUCGGAGAUCAAAAUCAUCAACUUCAACAACACCAACAGCAACAACAACAACAACAACAAAUUCAACAACAGCAGCAAUCUAAUAAUACAAUUAUGUCUCUUCUUUCUGAAGAAUUCGCCCUUCAAUUUAAACAACAGAGUGAUGAACUCUCCUACUUUCUCCAUUCCCAGGGGGAACAAUUGAGGCGCACGUUAGCAGACAAAAGGCAGAGGCACUAUCGUGCGCUACUAGGCGCAGCGGAAGAAGCCGUCACACGACGGAUGAGAGAGAAAGAAGCGGAGGUAGAAAAAGCAGCAAGACGAAACGCAGAGUUGGAAGCCCGAGCAGCCCAAUUAAGCGCAGAGGCCCAAGCAUGGCAGGCCAAAGCUCGGGCCCAAGAAGUCCAAGCAGCGUCACUUCAGGCCCAAUUACAACAAGCAAUGGUGGGCCCAGCAAAUGGAAGUGGCGUGUUACAGGAAGGGAAUGGGGUAGGGUGUGGAGGAGACGCGGAGGAUGCUGAGUCAGCGUAUGUUGACCCAGUGAGUGACCGGAGAGUAACGUCACCGAGUUGUAAGAUGUGCCGGACACGUGUCGCGACGGUGGUGUUAUUGCCGUGUCGGCAUUUGUGUGUGUGUAGGGAGUGUGACGACGUCGUUCAAGCUUGCCCACUUUGUUUGUCUCUUCGAAGUGCCAGUGUUGAGGUCUACCUCACUUAGGAUUGGCCCACCUGGCCCAUUACCGAAUUUCAGGCCCAUAAUAUCUGACCCAAACAAAAGAAAAAAAAAAAGGACCCCAACAAAAAAAAAAAUAAUUAGAAAUGGUAGAAAUAAAAUUUUUAUUUAAAAAAAGUUAAUUUUGUGUUUUGACAAUAUUUGAAAAAAAAAACCUCAAAACGACAACAAAAAUGGACUUUUGCGGCUUUUAUUUUGGGUCAUUUAAUUGGGGUGGUGAAUGGGAUGAACAGAUGAUGUACAUGGCCAACUAAUGGCGAUUUUUCUUUCUUUUUUUUUUUUUUUUUUUUUUGCUUUAUUUAAAUUCAAUUGAUACAUAAAAUUCUUUUAUUUGAUUAUUAAUAUGUGCAUGAAAUUUUGACCAUAUAGGUUUUUAUUAUGGUUGGUUUUUAAGAUUGGUACAAAUGUGUGGCAAUGUAUGCACAUGAAGAAUGAAUGCAAAUUCUACUCGGUAAAUGAACAAUGCAUUGUUUUACACUUUUACCUAAUGAAACACAAGAAAACAAACAUACAUGUAAA
Molecule: messenger RNA, 2144 nt
Organism: Chenopodium quinoa (quinoa)
Lineage: Eukaryota; Viridiplantae; Streptophyta; Magnoliopsida; Caryophyllales; Amaranthaceae
Product: BOI-related E3 ubiquitin-protein ligase 1-like
Exons: 4
Coding region: 546-1610 (354 amino acids)
Molecular function (GO): ubiquitin-protein transferase activity
Source: RefSeq, a predicted model, not a curated record